UUGGCAGUCUGCUCUCCCCUCACAGCCCCCCUCUUCUCCGGCCUAUAAGUGGCAUUUACAGGCUCCAGGAAUCUGCUCCAAAUGCUUUCCAUAUUAGUACAGCCCUGUGAUUCCCAAAUACCAAGAUCCCCACUCAGCUAGCAGGCAGCUGGAGGGAGAGAGAGCACUUGCCCAGCCUGAUCACAGACGCAGCGUCCGAAUGGGAGCCCAGGACAAACACAAAGGGGUCUCCAAGGACCAGGCGGCCCAGGGACCAGCCGAGGCGCCGGAAAAGAAGGCCGAAGGGAAGAAGGCCAAAAAGGGGAAGAAGGAUGAAAAAGCGGGACAGCAGGAGGAAUCCCACACGUGCUGGGGCUGUCGCUUUCCGCUGCUGGUGGCGCUGCUCCAGUUGACCCUUGGCGUAUCCAUUACAGUGGUGGCCUUCAUCAUGGCUGUGAACUUCUCCUCAUUACUAGUCAGAGACACUCCGCACUGGGCUGGGAUUCUUGUGAGCGUGGUAGCCAUUUUGGGCCUGAUAUUACUCUGCCUCCCCUACCAGCCGGAUGAGAAGACGUCUGGACAGUUUGCCUUGAAGCUGUUGUAUUUCUUGCUCAGUGCCCUCAGCUUAAUUAUCUGCGUCUUGGCAGUGGCCUUUGCGGCUCACCAUUACAACCUGAUCAUAAAAUACACUUGCAAGAUGACCACGGACACAUGCCAGUGCACGCUGGACCCGGCCGACCUGCUGAGCCGCACCUUCCUCUACCAGAACGUGCCCGACUGCGACUCCGUCACCACCACCCUGAAACUGUUUGUGCUUCUGCAAAUGACUCUCAACUUACUGCUUGCCCUGGUUUGCCUGGCAGCCUGCUUCAUCAUGUGGAAACACCGCUACCAGGUGUUCUAUGUGGGCACGUGGUUUCAUGGCCUGGCCACGAAUGAGAACCCGCAGCAGAAAGCAUAGCGCUAUGCCAGCCGGUGCCUUCACUGGGGACGCCUUCCUACAACAACUGAUGGGAUAUAAUUUAGUUGCAACAAUGGAACCUACCAUAGUGGGUGCGAACAGUUCAUUUGAACCAGGACUCCGAGACGCAAAAGUGGCCCACGAGAACUGUACUUUUCAUAAAACCACUCGUUACUGAAAGGCUUCGUUUCCCGUGAAAAAUAAGCAAUCCCCCCCAUUACAAGCCAACACGUUUUAUUCUGAUGUCUCCAAGAAGGUAGGAAGCCCAAGGUACCACAAAGACUUCCUCAUGCCUUUCAUGGUCAUUGACUACAGUGGCUUGGUAUAGAAAGUUGAGAACUAACCUUAGAAUGUAGAUUUUUUGGACAGAAACACCAACAUUUACUAGUAGUAGAUAAAAUAGAUUUGACUUGGUUUUGUCAAAUAUUUGAUAUUAAGUUUUAAGCCAUAUUUAUACGCUGAACAGGCCAUAACCUGCUACCAAAGGUCUGUAACUAAUUAAAUCACAUAUAUAAUCAAUAUCAAGCAAGUAAACAGUUUUGGAACAAACAGAAAGAAACAGCAAAACAGGACGUGGGAAAUGACCCAGGCAGAUGGUAAUUGGCGCCGCAGCGGCCGGUGGGAUUGGCCUAUCCCAGUAUUCUUGACACGAGCAGUCUAAGUCUUGAGAUAGAAAGUCAUUAUCCAGAGAAACUUCCAUUCAACCUUAAAGCUUCAUCUGUAUAAACCAAAGAGGAGAAGUUUUUUGCAUUAAAUACGGGUGCAUUGGAAUAGGGUAAGAUCAGCGAUGUCCGGCUUCUUUUUCCCUUUUGAUAAUAAAUUUGAUCAGGUUUGUGGGUCAAUGGUCAGGAGAGAGGAUACAGAAGACAGAGAGGACGGGCAGGGGUGCACUGCUAAACCGAAAGCCGCUAAGCAAACGUAAGGCGGUUAUUAUGGAACUCCAUAAAAAGAGGCAAUAUAAGUACAGUUCUACAAGGCCGUAACAUAAAUAGCAUGGCCACCGAAUUCAUUAAAAGUACCCCAUGUAGGGUUGGAGGGCAUGGCGGUGUUAGUACAGGAAGGUGAAGGUGGGAAGAACAAAAGUAAAAAAAGAAAAGAUAAAUUGCUUUACAUAUGGGGGUAGAACUAGGUGCAAGGUGCGUAGGCCAGUCGCUGUAUGUACUGAGACAUCUGAUUAGAAUGGCCAAACUGCUGAUAAUGGUAGGUACUGUGGGAGGUCUACCUGCUUCCAACCGAGAGCUAUUGAGCAUCUAAAAGUUUCUGGUCUUUGGGUUUCUGCGUGUGCUUUGGUACAUUGGGGAUCGGCGGUGGCAGGAAAGGUCAGGCGGCAGAUGUGUUCUAGCAUGUACAAAGUCACUGACCACCGGACCAUCAAAGAACCUCUAACUUAGGACAGCACCACCAGAUGUGGGACAGGUGGCCUCCAGUGCCGCAAUCUCUCCAGCAAAGACCGGAGGUGGUUGUAUAAAUAGUUUGAAGGUGAACCAGGACCAGAUACUAAUGGAACUGGAGUUUCUAUGGGUUCUCUUUGAUUCACAGACAUAUUAAACUCUUGGCCACCUGCUCCAUAAAUCAGGAUCAGGCUACACUAUGCCCUCCUCCCAGCGGCCCUCACAGUCACAGGUUAACCACGCUUUACUAGCAAGGAGCAGAAGCUGGAGAUUAGCCCUGCAGAAGAAGACCUGCACAGUGGAGGGCUGAAGUGGUGCCUGGGGUUUAAUAUCCCAGUAUAUAUAACCCAGAAUGUCCACCACUAAGUCUUAUGACCCAUGAACAUUGCCUACAUCAUAGUCUCAUGCCCACCAAAUAUAGUUCCAGGCCCAUCAUAUGGAACCUACUGUCUACAUAACAACCUCCACUCCUCCACAGACUUUCCCGUGCCAGCCUCGUGGCUCAUGUGCCCACAACAGAAUGCCCCUCGCCAACACCAUGCUUCUUAUUGCAGAAGAACCGUAAUAGGUUUUAUGUCCAUUAUUACAAAUAUAAUAACAUCCCUUCCAUAUGGUAGGUGGUGGCUGCAGUAUAGUCCCCCUCACCCUGUGCCCCUGAUCUAUCCUUUGUCUCCGGAGGUGUCACCACGUUAUCGGAGGGAAGACGCUUCAGUCGCCGUGAUCCCCAAGUCUGCAGGACUAUCUCAUGUUCACGUUGGUGUGAGAAAUAAUUGCUGCAAAUUUCCAACCUUCCAGCCCUGAUUAGCUGUUAAUACAAUCUGGUGCUUUAAAUUAGUAUUAGGUGCUUUGUAAAUUACAGAAAUACUGUAUUUGCAGAAAGGAAAUAGAGCUGGUUCCCUAUUGGACGGGGAUUUGAAGUUGAUACAUUUGAUAUCUGUAGGAGAAUAUAACAAAGCAAUCCAAUUUUUAUUUAAAGUUUUUAUAUGUAUAAUCUGUUAUUCAUACAUUAUACAACGGUGGACACCGAUUUAUUUUUUGGGAUGACUGGCUCUGUCCUGGUGCGAAACAUUUCUCCAAAAUGAUGAGCCCAAAUUGAUGAUGUGCAAAAUAUAGUGUGUAUGACUUCCCGAUCAUCCGUCUGACAUUUCUGUCCAUAGUUCAAUUAAAAACGUCACCUUUGUGACGAUCUCUGGACAAAUUAUCGCUUGGAUCGGAACGAUAAAUCACAAACGACUCUACACCCAGAAUUGGAUGCCCACAAUAUCGUUUAAUCGCUCGUAAGGUGGGUACACACUAGGUGAUGUGCUCUAUGAGCGACGUCGCCUAGUGUAUUCCCUUCCCUGCCAGGGCGGUCGGCGGCAGUGCGUACGCACUGGGCGAUAUGACAACGAUAUCGCUCUGUGCCGUCACGCUGCGGCCGGCCCGUGCAUGCAGUAUUUAAACGACGGUCCAAAUGGAGCUGCAUGCACGGCCGACAGUGAAAGUCGUUAACGACCCGCGGGACCGCGCAUCGCUCGUCGUCAGCGGCACACACACAUAGCGAUAAAUUAAACGACGUCGCUCAGGAAGGCUCAAAAUGAGCGAUGUUUAAUUUAUCGCUAAGUGUGUACCCACCUUUAAUAGUAAAGUCGUCGGAACGCGAGUGAAAUCUUUCCAGAAUGUACCUAGCGCAGGCUGCUGGCACAAGUGUGGGUGUGUACAGCACUGCGCAGGUCCCAGACAUGGGAACCCCCGUGACUCUGCUUGUUGGUGGGGGAGGGAGGGAGCAGACUGCUGAAGGAAACUGGUGGAAAAGCAAAGUUAGGAAACAACAAUAGCUGUAAAAGAGCCGGGAUAAUCCUCACGUGAUAAGUCUGUAGGUGUCCGACCGUAAUCCUCAAUCACGCGGAGGUCUGCUUGGAAAUGUCUCAUUCACGGGUGUAAGGUCCAGAGAUUAACGAAUACCAUAAUUAACGCUGAUCAAGUCUGACUGAACGCCUGGAACCGACGUCCUGAUACUGCGGCGGCAGCCCGGUCACAGGAAAUAUUGCCGCUAUUGUGUCUUUUUUUUUUUUAAAUAAGUGUCUACCAUCUUUGUUGUCACAUUUUUAUUUUGUUGUGAAAAAAAGAAAAAAUGUUUUCCAUCUACUGGUAGCUUUAUCUUACUGUGUACAGGCCAUCCUGCGACUUUUACUAAAUAAACGGCUUUAUAUCUCCUG
Molecule: messenger RNA, 4529 nt
Organism: Pseudophryne corroboree (corroboree frog)
Lineage: Eukaryota; Metazoa; Chordata; Amphibia; Anura; Myobatrachidae
Gene: SSPN
Product: sarcospan
Exons: 3
Coding region: 200-940 (246 amino acids)
Cellular component (GO): dystrophin-associated glycoprotein complex; sarcolemma
Source: RefSeq, a predicted model, not a curated record